GUACCAAACUAACCCCUCGUCCGCCAUGCCCUCACUUGAACAGCUAAUCGAUGACAAUACCCUGCCCGAUGAUGGUGAAGCUUGGGAUUGCCCAUGCAAAGGUUGUACAAUUCCGGUAGACAUAACUCUUCAAUCAAGCGAUGGUAUUCACUUCGGUGCACACAAAAAGAAUCUCGAAUAUUUCAGUGAAGGAUUUCCACCGGUGGAGUGGACGGACGAGAAAACAGAUGAAAUCGUUGAACUCUCGGAGAAAGAAAUCGUUCUCGAACUCCUGCUCCGAUUCAUGCACAAUGCGGCUCUUCCCAUACUGUCGAAGGAAUGUAGCGGUUGGAACAUCAACGAUUUGCUCGCCUUUAUCGAUGCUGUGGAGAAGUACGGGGUUUUUAUCGCGUUGCAGGCGGGCGACGAAGCACUACGGUCUCGAGCAAGUGAAUUGAGUGCCGAAGAACUUCUCAAGGUGUUGUUGCGAAAGGCUGCAAGGUCCGAUUCGAGUGAUAUAGACGUUUUCGCCCGCCAGAGCCUCAAAAUUCCUAUGAUGGUCGGAUUAAACAUCCUUGAAGCCCACCCGAGGAUUUUUAUGAUAUGGUGCCGAUAUCAGUUAGAGUGGAAAGAAUGGAAAGACGAAUAUCACCAAGAGAUGUUCAAAAUGAGAAGGUGCCACAGGAAUGUUAAUGAUGAAGACUGCAAAGUCCUCAGGAACUACUUGAAUGUGUUUCACCCUAUUAUUCGGAAGAUCGGAGGAGAAUUUCCAGAUCUUCAUCACUUCGAACAAGCGGUGAAUUUGCUGUCUUCAAUACCGACGGUGGGGAAAUUCUGCCAACUCCAGUGCAGUUCUUUCAAAAACUGGAGAGAUGCUUUCAGGGAGUUAUUCAGAAAGCAGAAACGCUGGGUCGACUGUAUCAGUGUAUCAGGAAGUAAUUAAUCCUGGUACACGAGUAAUGUACAAGUUUAGAGAUACAAAGACUGAAUGUUAUCUCGAAUAAUAUCGUUCCUGA
This is a messenger RNA of Marasmius oreades (fairy-ring Marasmius), 995 nucleotides long. RefSeq lists its product as uncharacterized. The transcript has 4 exons. Bases 26 to 922 code for a protein of 298 amino acids. NCBI's taxonomy places the organism in Eukaryota, Fungi, Basidiomycota, Agaricomycetes, Agaricales, Marasmiaceae. The record is from RefSeq and is a predicted model, not a curated record.